Messenger RNA from Culicoides brevitarsis, 552 nucleotides. RefSeq lists its product as uncharacterized. NCBI's taxonomy places the organism in Eukaryota, Metazoa, Arthropoda, Insecta, Diptera, Ceratopogonidae. The coding region runs from base 61 to 516 and encodes 151 amino acids. Gene Ontology annotation, molecular function: sterol binding. The record is from RefSeq and is a predicted model, not a curated record. Gene Ontology annotation, biological process: sterol transport. The transcript is spliced from 3 exons.
ACGUACAGUAAUAAAAAUCUCAGUCGAUUGUUGACAUUUGCCGUUGAUUCACAAAUAAAAAUGUUCAAAGCCACAAUUUUAUUGGUAACGUUGUUUGUUGCCUCUGCCUUUGGCAUGGAAGGCAUCAAAGAAUGCAAAUACAUCAAUGCCCCAUUGCCAAUGGAGACGAGCAAUAGUUUGUGUGAGAAAAAUCCCUGCACUAUCACUAAUGGGGCGUCUGUGGAGACAACGACAACUUUCAAAACCACUGCUUCGUCGUCUUUGAAGUACAACGUGGACGCCUACUUGGGAAGCUUUAAAAUUCCAAUUGAUUUUGUGCCGGCCGAAGAUCAAGAUGCAUGCAAAGGACUCACAAGCGGAAAAUGUCCCGUGAAAGACGGCGACGUUGUGACACACCAGAUUAAAUUGCCAGUCGAAGCACCGAUGGAAGCUACAAUUUCCAUGGAAGCUUAUGUCACGGACGAAAACAAAAAGGCAUUGUUCUGUUAUCGCACACAAAUUACUGUGAAAAACUAACUGCAGACGAUAAAAUAUACCGAAAGUUCAAUGUCA